AUGUCAAGCAGACAGCUUAGAAAGUUGCGCAAGCAACAAGAUCUUCCAGGUCUUAGUGAAGACACUCAACAUGUCGAAGAAGAAGAAGAGUCUGAAGACGAGCCUAUCAGCCGGCCAGCCCGCCCGAAUCCAUUCUCUGGCUUUGCCGCUCUAGCGGAUGAUGGCGAGGAUGACGGGGACGACCACGAUGAAGCCGACGACGGCGGGGACGAUGCCGAAGCGCCCAUUUCAGAACCCACGAAACCUUCUGAGGAACCAGCUCGUGCUGCUACCAAAUCCAAGAAGUCCAAGAAGAAGAAGGGCAAGAAGAAGGGGGCAAAUGCCGAUACUGCCGCAACGACUUCUAAGACUGCCAACCAUGUCCCGGCCGCCGAGGACGACAUCGACCGUGCUCUUGCAGAAUUAAACAUAGAGCAGUCAACGCGAGAUGCCUCAGACAAGACACAAGAUCAAUAUUCUCAAGAGCUGGCAAGGCUUCUCAGCAUCACGACCAACCACCUCAAGGUGAUCAACGAAAUGCGGGCCCUCUUCGGACGAGAGACGAUACAAGCAGCUGCGGCCGAAGAUGAUUCGCAACAGAACGCCAACCAGAGACGUGCUCGGCAUCUGCCGCAACAGGUCGAUCUGGAGACGUAUCUGAAGGGAUACCCAGGGCGCACCAUCUCCGAGGUGAUGAUGCGCAGAAACCCGUUUGUCCAAGGAAAGGAGACCUGGCCGCGCUCUGCCGCUGGCGGGCUCACCAUGAAGCAAAUAACCAGCAAUCCCAAUGCGAACUACGUCGAGUACGCCUUUGAGCACGACAAGAGCUAUAUAGCGCUGGAGGCGAGCUUCUAUGCCUAUGUCCAGAUGUACGAUCCUAUGCGGAUAGUACACUUUUUACAUCAGCACCCAUACCAUGUAUCCUCUUUGAUCCAAGUCAGCAAGGUCGCCAAGCAAGACCAAAAUUCAGCUCUCUCCGCGGACCUAUGCGAGCGUGCGCUAUUCACGUUUGGCAGAGUUACGCUUUCGUCGUUCAGAAAGCAUAUAGAGCAGGGUCGAGCCCGCAUGGACUUUAGACGUCCUGAGAACCGACAGUUCUGGCUCGCAGGCUACCUUUACAUCAAGAGCCUGGUCAUGAAGGGAACAUACCGAACAGCACUCGAAUGGGCAAAGCUCUUUCUGGGGAUCGAUCCGUCGGACAAUUAUUCCAUGAUCAACUACAUCCAUGUUCUGGCUAUCCGAGCUUAUGAAGCAGACUGGCUCCUUCGCUUCUUCGAUAGCGAGCUGUUCAACGAGGCUUGUUGGACACCAAGCCCGAUGCAUGACUAUGUACGACAGUCCUCGGCACUGGCGAGACUCCAAUUAAAAGAUGUCUCGGGGGCAAAGGCAGACAUUGUGCGCGGCAUUGAACGUGUCCCGUGGCUUUAUGCAUCUCUCUUCAGCGCCUUGAACAUCGACACCCCAAAGUCGAUCUGGGGCAUCCAGCCUCGUGACACACAGGAGGAACUGUACACCAACUUGUACAUCCACAUGGCCAAGAGUCUCUGGGAUAACCCUCAGGCUACCUCGGUGCUUGUUGAAGCCGCCAACAUGGCCCAGAAGCCCGACGUGGCUAAGAUUCCCGAAACCGAAGACGUCACAUUACCGAUUGCCCGCUUCGUAUAUCUCGACAAUACGCCGGCGCUGAUGACUCUCCUACCGCGGGAAAUGCUCCAUGCGGACCCGAAUUUUGAUUUCGAUCCACUCCCACCUCCGAGGGCCGAGAAUGUCUUCUCCAACGAGAUCCAAGAGUUGCCUUGGAUGCCUACCUCCCAGUCAAGACAGCAACCCGACCCAGCUGUGCUUGCGCAGAUGAUACCGGGCUUUGACCCUGGCCUGUUGGACGAUGAGUUGAUUGCAGCCGAAGCGGAAGCGGAAGCGGAAAUGGAAGCGGAAGCAGAGGACGGAACGGGUGAUGUAGAUGAUCUCCAGUACGGGGUCUUCAACAGGUUCAUCAAUUACUUUUGGCCGGGCAGGGCCGGUCCAGAAGAGGGAAAUGCGGCGGGAACUGGGCCAGAGGAUGGAAGCGAACCUUCAGACGAAGAAGAUGGGACGCCGCGCCGGAACGGACCGUAA
This is a messenger RNA of Thyridium curvatum, 2094 nucleotides long. RefSeq lists its product as uncharacterized. Lineage: Eukaryota; Fungi; Ascomycota; Sordariomycetes; Thyridiales; Thyridiaceae. The record is from RefSeq and is a predicted model, not a curated record. The transcript has 2 exons. Gene Ontology annotation, cellular component: RQC complex. Gene Ontology annotation, biological process: ribosome-associated ubiquitin-dependent protein catabolic process; rescue of stalled cytosolic ribosome. The coding region runs from base 1 to 2094 and encodes 697 amino acids.